UUUUCUUCUUCUUUUUGUUUUUCCACGUCUAUAACUUCAUUAUAAUUAAAUUCUACGUAAAUAAAUAUACGUUCUCACGGUUUUCUUUACAAUGUAAUUCUUUUUCUGAUCUCCAUCUAAAUUUAAUUUCAUAUAUUCUCCAAUAAUAAUACUGUUGCAAUUAAAUCGACAUAAUAAUAUUACGAGUUAGAAGAUAACAAAAAAAAGAAAAAAAAAAAAAGAGAAAAAAAAAAGAAAUAAAAAGAUAAAAAAGAGAAAAAAGAAGAGGAAAAAAAAAGAGAGAAAAAUAUGCCUGGACGUCAGAAAACAGGAAUGAAAAGCGGAAAAGCGGGAAAAAGUCGACCAUCGUCACCAGCACACCCACCACCGUCUCGUCAACAACGGGGGUAUACUACAACUACACAAGAUCGUAAAACAAAUCCUAUAAAUCCUAAAAGUUCGACUGAUAAUUUUCAAAGUAUAGCUAGUACUGCUGCAGGAGUAGCCGCUGGUUCUGUAAUAGGUCAUGUUAUUGGAAAUGCAUUGUCUACUGGUAUAAGACAUGGAAAUUCUGUGAAUGCAGAAUCGUCUUCCGAUUAUGCAAAUGUAAUCGAAGAGAUAUGCUCACCUGAAAUUCGACAAUUUUUUGAGUGUGCUUCAAAGAACGAAGACCUUAAUAAUUGUAAAAGCUUUCACAACACUUGGUUCGAGUGUCAAAAAAGAUAUAGUCAAGAUCGUUCGCAAGCUUAACAUUAAAAUAUUUCGAAAGAUGUUACAAUGAUAUACCAAGAAGAAUUGAUAAUAAUUUAGGAUCUGCCAUUUGAAGGACACGCAUCACCAUGAAGCCAGCAACUGUGGCUGCUGCGAUUCCCAAACCGGCUUUCCACCAAACUACAGAAUCCUGUUGUAUCAGGCCAAAUUGAUUUAAAUGUCUGUAAUAUAGAAAGAUACAGAAUUUAUAAGAAAGUUA
Molecule: messenger RNA, 949 nt
Organism: Vespa mandarinia (Asian giant hornet)
Lineage: Eukaryota; Metazoa; Arthropoda; Insecta; Hymenoptera; Vespidae
Biological process (GO): mitochondrion organization
Cellular component (GO): nucleus; mitochondrion
Source: RefSeq, a predicted model, not a curated record